Molecule: messenger RNA, 1241 nt
Organism: Lathyrus oleraceus (garden pea)
Lineage: Eukaryota; Viridiplantae; Streptophyta; Magnoliopsida; Fabales; Fabaceae
Product: chitinase 1
Exons: 1
Coding region: 22-828 (268 amino acids)
Biological process (GO): carbohydrate metabolic process
Source: RefSeq, a predicted model, not a curated record
AUCAAACCCAAUUGUCACAAAAUGUCUUCCUAUAAUACCAAUGAAAACAUUGAUCUAACCAUAUAUCGUCAAUACAUACUUCAUAUACCAACUCAACUCAAUUUCAACGCCAAAAUCGAAAAAAACGACUUCAUUUUAGGGUUUGCUAGUGAAACCUACAUACAAGGAAAAGGCACAGGGAACUUCAAUCCCACAUGGAACGUUAAUCAUCUCAGUCCUGAAAAUAUAAAAACAUUCAAGGAUAACAAUCCAGAAGUGAGGGUGAUAAUAAGCAUCGGAGGCGUCGGCGAAGAAUUUCCAUUCAAUCCAUUCGAUAAAAAUACAUGGAUGAUCUACGCUGUCAACUCGAUCAGACAGAUCAUCCUUCGUUACAACCAAACUCAUAAAGACCAAAACCUUAUUGAUGGUAUUGAUAUUCACUAUGAUAUCGUCAAAUCAGACGAGGAUGAUUUUUCCAUUUAUGUUGGCGAAGUUAUAAGGCAACUAAAGAAUGAUAAACCUUUGUCCAUCAAUGUGGUAUCAAUUGCUCCUACAAAACUAGCUGAAUCUUACUAUGAAAAAUUGUAUUUGGACAACAAAAAGAUCAUUGACUUAGUUGAUUAUCAAUUCUACAAUCAGAAAUUCUCGUCACAAGAUGAAGUUGUUGAACUGUAUAAGAAACUAGCAGUUACCUACCGUCCUUCUAAAGUCCUAGCAGGAUACAACAAUCCUCCUGACCCAGUGCUUAUGGAGGGCAUCAUAUAUCUCAUAAAAAACAAAUUACUCCCUGGAGUUUUUGUUUGGAAUUCUAAUCCCUCUACCACUGGCUACGUUUCCUUCAGCUUUUGAUCUGUUGUUGAUGAGUUUGAUCUCUCAGCUCUAGCUUGGUCCCUGUUGGAUGGUGAUUCGUUGCGUGGAUGGUUUCUGAAUUUCCGUUUCCUUAUUGUGUGUUUGAUGGUUGUAUGUUUUCGUUCAUUCUUCUCUUUGCUAUGUUUUUAUUCCUUAUGUUUGCUGCUUCUUUUUACUUUGAGUUGUUUUACUCUUUUUUUAAUAUAUUAUUUUAGCAUUCAUUUUUUUUUAUAAAUAAAAGUAUAGUUAUUAAUAACUUAAAAGCUAUUAUCAAAAAAUAAGUUACCAAGUACCUACCUAGCUAGUAAUCACUAUUUACUUUUAUGUUGGCAAAUUUGUAUCACAUAUAGUAAUACCUAAGAUUUGUUUUGCGUGUUCUAAUUAAAUAAGACUAGUGCAUCAUGUUUUUUUUA